AUGGCUCAGAACGACAACGACAGUUUUGAUCAUGACCCUAUUCUGGAGUUUAGACCCGCCUUCGUCCAGUCGUUACCAGUUCAGAUCCUCUUGACAGGCGUGGUCCUCACGCUUGUCGUCGUUUUGCUUCUUCACCUGCUCUUCACCGCUCAGUAUCACUGGCCCUUAGCUCGUGUCAACUAUAUGCUGCAGCUCACGGGGGUGGUGACUUUGCUUGCUUCCGUCACCGCUACUAUCUAUGUUGUGUUCUCCUCCAAUGUAGAGGAGAGCCAGCACUGGCCAUACAUGCUGAGCUAUCUGGCUGUGGACAUGCCAAAGUUUGGCACCAAUGUGUCGGUGAAUACCACUGAUCCUACUGUGGUAUAUGCGCACCGAUGGUCACUUGCCGAAGGCGCCACGUGGACCGUAAUGAAUGCGACUACAUCUAUGGUCAUACAGAUUACCCAUAUUCAUUUUUUGACCUUGCUAUUUCCCUCAAACCUGGAAGCAAGACUCAUUUUUGGCCUACUUGGUCCACUGGCAAUCAUCUCCGCUGUAAUGCAACUGCUCCCGAUCAUCUAUGGGACGAACUCGGUACCACUCGCGGAGGACACCCGGAACGUGUGCAAUGCAGCCUUGUCAUUGUUGUUCACUUCUGCGCUAAUAAUUUGGGGCUUUUUUGUUAAUCGGGAGGCGGCAUGGCGCACCGAUGGCGGGACAGCAGCCUUCGGUGCUGGCGCAAUCGUUCUCGCUCUCAUGUCGACCACGCUCAAUUUCAUCUACAUACCGAGUCAAGAUCAGUAUGGAUGGAUGCCAAAACUGAUGUGGAGCGUGGUCAUGUGGCAAAGUUUCCUUGGAUGGUGGUGGUGGGUUGGUUCUGGGAUGGGCGUCGGAGAGGUAGAAGAGAUGCUAAUGAAGGAGGAGAAACGAGAAAGAAAGAGGAAACUGAAAGCACAGAAGAGGAAGGAGCAACGGGAGAAGGCCAGGUCCAUGUGGAAGGGUGUCACCGGUGCUUUCACAACGAAACGCAACCACCUUGAUAGCCGAGAUUCCAGUGAGGGGCACGAAGGACCCGACAACUCUGAAUCGCUGAAUGUUCUCGCUUCUGGCAAUGCUCUGUCGACUGCAGGUUCGAUGACAAAUGGGUCGUCAGCGGGCAUGCUCCCGCUACAAAUCGUAAACAGAUGGUAUGCACGCUUGCGCCAUGCACAUCUUACCGCUGCAAGAUUACAAGCUGUUGAGCGCGUGGAGCGCAUACAUCAAGUAUUUGGCCGUGAAGAUGCCCGAAAUUCGAUGCGGGAACCUGGUGCCCAGGUCGUCGGAUGGGGACUGGGGAGUUAUGGAAUACGGGGCGUAGAGCGGGAUCGGAGGGAAGGACAAGGGCUGCAGAUAAGGAUGGAAGUGGACGACGAUAUAAUUAAUCCAGGCGAAACCGAACAACCAGAAUUACUGCAGCACGACCAGUCCUUUCGGCGGCGUGGCUACCAACCUGAACCUCAGCCGCCGCAACAGGCUCCACCGGCGCCAGAGGCAGACCUUGGAUUUGGAUGGACAUCAUUCUGGUGGUGGGGUCCUCUUCGGCGGUGGCGUUUACGGGACACGACGGCUUACAGGUGA
Molecule: messenger RNA, 1596 nt
Organism: Suillus clintonianus
Lineage: Eukaryota; Fungi; Basidiomycota; Agaricomycetes; Boletales; Suillaceae
Exons: 3
Coding region: 1-1596 (531 amino acids)
Source: RefSeq, a predicted model, not a curated record